AUGAGUCUCAAAGUUUUGCUUAUCAGUUUGUUUCUGGGCGCUUUCCGCACGAAAGGCAGCCGGGCGCAAGAAGCCGGCUACGACAGGAAAGCGCUGCAGAGUCUCACGGAGUUUCGCCAACUCCACAGAAAGACAGUAGACGGCCGUUUGUGCGCCGCGGCCUUCGUGCAAGACGGCCGGACUUACACGGACUGCACGGCAGUGCGGAACCCCGAGGGCGUUUCGGGUAGACAUUGCAAGAAAGAAAACCGAAGAAAUGAAGAUCGCUGCUGCAUUUUUUCGGGCCCAGGAAGAGCGGCUGCGGGCGACGCUGCGGAAGCACGAGCAGGUAAGUGGGAUUUGCCGCAGCAGCAGCAGCGUUUGCUGCUGCAGCGCCACGCGCAGCUCUGCGUCGCAGCCUCUGCUGCUGCUGAGCGCAUGCAAAGUGUUCAAGAAAUUCUCGGGGGGGCCCCCAGGGCCCUCGAGGAGCUUCGGGGAGAACUUUCGAAGCUGCAGCUGCUGCAGGGGAUGAGUUCGAACUUAGCAGCAGCAGCAGCAAGAGACGAGUCUGCUGGCAGCAGCAGCAGCAGCAAGCUUUCCUGCGGAGGUGAAUUUGAAUUUUCUUUUGAAUUUUUGGCCAAGUCCCACUUUGCUGCCUGCAGCGCUGCGAGGCCAGGGCCCGACGGGCUGCGGGCCACGAUCUACAGCAACGCAGCCUUCGGGGGGCCCCCCGCGGGCUUCCAGGACUUCCCCCUUAUUGACUUCAAGGCCCAGGGACUGAACCCUUUUUGGGGGGCCCCCCAGGGGGCCCCCCUGGGGGCCCCCCUGGAAGCCUUUUCUGUUCGAUGGGAGGGGUUUUUGCAAACUCAAGUUUCGGAAACUUUUCGAAUUUUCACAGUUGCCGACUGCGGGGCCAGAGUCUUCCUGGAGGACUCUCCAAUUCUGGUGGAUCGCAUGCCAAUUCCCCAGCCAGCAGCAGCAGCAGCAGCAGCAGCAGCGGCGGAGCCGGAGAAGUUGCUGCUGCCGCUGCCGCCCGCUAGCUUCACCGGGGUCACCAAAGUAUUUUCAAGUCCCCAGGCGCGCAUGAUGCUGGGGUGGACUUCUGCGACUGUGCCCGAGCAGCCAAUCCCAGCAGCAAACUUUUUCCAAAGUGCUUCUCCGCCGCUGCUGAAGCUGGGGGGCCUCCCGGGGGGGCCCUUUGACUUGUAA
Molecule: messenger RNA, 1188 nt
Organism: Eimeria tenella
Lineage: Eukaryota; Apicomplexa; Conoidasida; Eucoccidiorida; Eimeriidae
Exons: 6
Coding region: 1-1188 (395 amino acids)
Source: RefSeq, a predicted model, not a curated record